This is a messenger RNA of Cervus elaphus (red deer), 2817 nucleotides long. It is a transcript of the gene GPR27, whose product is annotated as G protein-coupled receptor 27. The record is from RefSeq and is a predicted model, not a curated record. Gene Ontology annotation, cellular component: plasma membrane. The coding region runs from base 349 to 1488 and encodes 379 amino acids. The transcript has a single exon. Gene Ontology annotation, biological process: G protein-coupled receptor signaling pathway. NCBI's taxonomy places the organism in Eukaryota, Metazoa, Chordata, Mammalia, Artiodactyla, Cervidae. Gene Ontology annotation, molecular function: G protein-coupled receptor activity.
CAGAGGCGCGGCGGCGGCGGCGGCAGCGGAGGAAGAGGAGGAGGAGGAGAAGGAUGCAGGGGGCUGCGGGCGGCGGCGCGGCCCGGUCCGCAGUGAAGCCCGCGGCGCCCGAGGCGCAGGGAGUGGCCGUCGCCUCCUGCGCGCACCAUUCCUGAGAUGGCGGCGGCGCGGCGGCAGCUCGGGGAGCCGAGGAGGGGUCAGCCGGGCGGGGGCUGAGCCCCGCCGGCCCGGGAGCUCGCCGGGGACCCUCGCAGGUGGCCGAGCCCCGGUCGGCAGGCAGGCCUGCAGAGCGGAGAGGCCGGGGGCGGCCCCGGAGCGGAGCGCGGCGCCCGGCCCGGGGAGGCCGCGAUGGCGAACGCAAGCGAACCGGGCAGCGGCGGCGGCGGCGGUGGGGAGGCGGCCGCCCUGGGCCUCAAGCUGGCCACGCUCAGCCUGCUGCUGUGCGUGAGCCUGGCGGGCAACGUGCUGUUCGCGCUGCUCAUCGUUCGGGAGCGCAGCCUGCACCGCGCCCCGUACUACCUGCUGCUCGACCUGUGCCUGGCCGACGGGCUGCGCGCGCUCGCCUGCCUCCCGGCCGUCAUGCUGGCGGCGCGGCGGGCCGCGGCCGCCGCGGGGGCGCCGCCGGGCGCGCUGGGCUGCAAGCUGCUCGCCUUCCUGGCCGCGCUCUUCUGCUUCCACGCCGCCUUCCUGCUGCUCGGCGUGGGCGUCACCCGCUACCUGGCCAUCGCGCACCACCGCUUCUACGCCGAACGCCUGGCCGGCUGGCCGUGCGCCGCCAUGCUGGUGUGCGCCGCCUGGGCGCUGGCGCUGGCCGCGGCCUUCCCGCCCGUGCUGGACGGCGGCGGCGGCGGCGACGACGAGGACGCGCCGUGCGCCCUGGAGCAGCGGCCCGACGGCGCCCCGGGCGCGCUGGGCUUCCUGCUGCUGCUGGCCGUGGUGGUGGGCGCCACGCACCUCGUCUACCUCCGCCUGCUCUUCUUCAUCCACGACCGCCGCAAGAUGCGGCCCGCGCGCCUCGUGCCCGCCGUCAGCCACGACUGGACCUUCCACGGCCCCGGCGCCACCGGCCAGGCGGCCGCCAACUGGACGGCCGGCUUCGGCCGCGGGCCCACGCCGCCGGCCCUCGUGGGCAUCCGGCCGGCCGGGCCGGGUCGUGGCGCGCGCCGCCUCCUCGUGCUCGAGGAGUUCAAGACGGAGAAGAGGCUGUGCAAGAUGUUCUACGCCGUCACGCUGCUCUUCCUGCUCCUCUGGGGGCCCUACGUCGUGGCCAGCUACCUGCGGGUCCUGGUGCGGCCCGGCGCCGUCCCCCAGGCCUACCUGACGGCCUCCGUGUGGCUGACCUUCGCGCAGGCCGGCAUCAACCCCGUCGUGUGCUUCCUCUUCAACAGGGAGCUCAGGGACUGCUUCCGCGCCCAAUUCCCCUGCUGCCAGAGCCCGCAGGCCACCCAGGCCACCCUCCCCUGCGACUUGAAAGGCAUCGGUUUAUAAGUGGCCCUCCCGCCACCUGCACCCCAGCCCGGCCUCUCUCUUUGGCUUGGAUGGCGACGUCUUUUCUGCCCUUCGGCCCCCUUUUUAAUUUUCUACGCUGCCUUCAAAACGACUCUCGAAGUGCAUCAUCACUUGGAUUGUACAGACUCCAAUUGUACAGGGGUAGGGUUUCGAAGUCCCAGCCCCACCCCAGCUCCUGCGAUUGUCCUUCUAAAUAUAUUUUCAUCCUGACAUGGAUGUAAGUCCUGGAGUCUUUGUACUUGUACUAAUGUCUUUUAUUCCAUGUGUUACUCUUUUUUUUUUUUUUUUUAAAUAAAGGCUAAUUUUCUUCAUGCAACCUUUCCUAAAGACCAUGGCCAGUUUUCUACAGAAGCUAUUUUUGACAACCUCAAGUGGCAUUACAUUUUGCAGUGAAGUAGAGGAACCCAGAGGGGCUUCACCAGUUCGAUUUCUUGAGGGUCUUCUGUUGGAAGCAGGAGACAGAGGGAAAGUUGUCUCGAGUUCCUUCUGAAUUGCCGGCCUGGGGUCAGCUGGACUGCUCUGGUUCUUGGAAGGCGUUGAGAACUUUGUUCAGUAUUGAUAGUGAAUUUAAAGAGCAGAGAUGGGAGAGAGUAGCAAGGAAGUCAUUUUUAAUAGGUAACAACACAAGUAAGAUUUGUUUCCUACCUUGCUUUAUACACUAGGAAAUGCCCGUCAGCGACAAACUGCUCUCUGUAUUAUACCAAUCUCGAGUGGAAACAUUUCUGUAAAAUUGUACCUUUCAAAAGAGUAAAAAGUGUUUUGGUUAGUAAUGGUGUGGAGAAAAUACAGUAUUGCAUGUUUUUGUAUGUACUGAUUGUGGUUGAUGGAUUGGGAGGGCUCUCUGAGACAAGCAGAGUACUACAUCAAAACUGUUCAGGUAUUUUUGGCCAAUAAAAAUUAAAAAACUUUAUGGAAACAGUUUUUGCUUUGAGGAGCCCAGUUUUAUUCUGUCUUAUGAAACUGAUUUCCACUUUGAAAAUUGUUCUUCUUUUGUUCAUGGUAUAAAUGGAUGGACUAUAAUGAUACUCUACUUCUGUGAGACAAAGCAUUUCCUUAAAAUGUUUGCUAGGUUAAGCUGUGCUGUUCUCCUGAUGGUUAUUUUAAAUUAAUAAUGAGAACUAUAAUUUUAAAUACUAUUUAUUUGUUAGGCACAUUGUAACCUUAAAUUGAAAGACUAAAUUCUGCAAGUACUGUAUAAUAUUUUUUCGCUUACAAUGCUACAUUUUUAUCAAUGUAUCUUCCGUUUUGAGGGUUUAUAUCUGUAUUUCUCUUUGCAUUAUAUAAAUAUACCAGUAUUUUCAUUCUGGA